UGUUACAGAGCAGCCAUCAUCAUUUCACCUAAUUCAUGUGCAGCCUGAAAUGGUAAAAGGUAAGACUACAAGGAAACGGAAAAUUACGAUGGAGUAACUAGGAGAAGCCUCUGAAGCCCGUCUCGUCCUCUCUGUUGUUUCCUAACUUUAACAAGGUAGGCUUUGAACAACACCUGGUGACACCUUCGCUGUCUGCAGCUCGUGACGAGAGGAAGCGACAAACCUGCUGCUUGGGUUGCAGCAGCACAGUGAAUGAGAGGCUCUGAGGCUGAUUACUCCCCCCCAUUAAGUCUUUGAGGAGGUGGGGGGAGGAGGAGAAAGAGGAGGGAGCUGCUAUAACCACCCAGAGCAUGGGGCAAAAAGUCCCAGGUGGCAUUAAAACCAUUGAUAUGCGGGAUCCAGCGUUCAGCCCCCUGAAGCUGGAGCUCCAGGCCCUGAGUCACACCAAGCCGUCUCGACUGGACCUGCUGCUGGACAUGCCGCCCGCCGGCGUGGACAUCCAGGUCCAGCACUCGUGGAACAACGACGACCGCUCCCUGAACAUCUUCGUCAAGGACGACAACAAGCUGGUGUUUCACAGGCAUCCUGUGGCGCAGAGCACGGACGCCGUCAGGGGGCACGUCGGCUACACGAGGGGACUGCAUGUGUGGGAGAUCAGCUGGGCCAUGCGCCAGAGGGGCACGCACGCCGUGGUCGGAGUGGCUUCGAGUGACGCCCCGCUACACUCCGUCGGCUACACGGCUCUGGUGGGCAGCAACGCCGAGUCCUGGGGCUGGGACCUGUGCAGGAGUAAACUCUACCACGACGGCAAGAACCACCCAGGAAAAACCUACCCUGCCUUUCUGGAGCCAGACGACACCUUCAUAAUACCAGACUCCCUUUUAGUCGUGCUGGACAUGGACGAGGGGACUCUGGGUUACAUAGUGGACGGACAUUAUCUAGGGGUGGCGUUCAGAGGACUUAAGGGCAGGAAGCUGUACCCUGUGGUGAGCGCCGUGUGGGGACACUGUGAAAUAAGAAUCCGGUACAUAAAUGGACUUGAUCCUGAACCCCUUUCUCUGAUGGACCUGUGUAGGCGUUCGGUGAGGGUGGCGUUAGGAAGAGACCGUCUGGGUGAGAUCCAUAGACUGCCCCUGCCGGCCUCCCUCAAGAACUACCUGCUCUACCAAUGACGCCGGUGACGACGCCCUCGGCACACCCUCGUCUCCUCCUGUUUCUCUGGGAUUCUUCUGGGGUUGAACCCGUUUGACCACAUUGCUCGAGCCUCCUGGACUGACUCAGCCUUUAACAAGUAUGCUUCUGUGACAGUGGGUGGACACCUUUUUUGAGUUUCUUAUCCUGUUUUUAUGACUCUUUGCAAACGUAUCCUCAAACUUUAUAAAAUCAGGAAUCACUGAGCGCUAUGCACAUGCUGAAUCUGGACGAUGCCCUGACGGUCACCAUGUUGGUGUACCUCCUCCAGUUUUUAGGCUAAUGUGGCAUUUGUGGUCGGUAUCUCUGCUGUGACUUUAUUAUUAUGAAUUUCUAUCUAGUAGCCUUUUUAAAUUGAUGUUAUUGGUUGUGCUACAACAAAAUUUGUGUGAUGGAAAUUAAACUUUUGAGUUAGUGCACAAAGCACUGCCAGCAUCUGACCACAAGGUGGCAGCACACACAUCUGUACAUCCUCUCAAAUGAUAUUCUAACAUGAAAUCCUAGUUGUUUUUAAGAAAUCAUGGUUUUUAAAUGGGUGUUUAAUAAAUUUGUGGUUCACACAACACAUAAAGGAGGUGCUGACCACUCCAUGGUAAGUCUGUAGUGCAGCGUGGAUGAAUGCACUGUGAGGCAGCUGUAGAGCAGCUCCGACCUCUCGCUGUACUCGGGGUUUCUCUGUGAUUAUGGAAGCGUGCCCCAUUGCUCACCAUCAAGGCAUCCGACGGGAACGUCCACAGCAGAAAUUUUAACGUAAGGUUAAUGUCACUGUGAUUAUUUGUAGCAUGCAUCUGCAGGAAAUCUUUCUCAAUACAAUCACAUCUUUUUAAAAAAAAUAAAAAUAAAUCUUUUCUGUCACUCCUGCUUUUCGUAGUGCAGUAGUUUUCAACCACAUGCGGUCGGGGCCCAAGAGUGCUUUGUUGUUUUUUUUUAUUCACCUAGUCUUGCCAUCAGCUGAUUUCACUGGUUUGCACAUAUUCAGCCAGAGAAUGGAAACUAACCAAUGAAAUAUCCACUGACGUGGUUCUUUGUAAGGACAACCUGCUGCUCUUGGGUCUCACUGGCACAUAGCUGAGAACUCUGGCUGUAGUGUUUGUGUUAUUUGACAUGUAAAGGGGGGGAAACUAUGUAGGUGGGCGGCGUUGUGCCUGAAUCCACAAACUUCAGAUUUAGGGCACCAUAACAAGAGAAAAAGACAAUCUACAAAGUGCUGCACAAAUGUAAUUGGCAAUAUAUUGUCCAAUGCCAUAUCAUAGACCUGUUAACUAGUAUUUUUAAAUGUGCAGACAUCUGUAUUCAGCGCUCAGCUGGAUGUGGACACACUGUGCCUCAUGCUAUUUUCUUUGAUUCCAACUUCCAUUUUAUUUGUAUUCCCUGUUGUAGGUUUGUAUGUAUCUAUUAAAGUUUAUUUCAAAGUAUA
Messenger RNA from Anarrhichthys ocellatus (wolf-eel), 2608 nucleotides. It is a transcript of the gene spsb1, whose product is annotated as splA/ryanodine receptor domain and SOCS box containing 1. Gene Ontology annotation, cellular component: SCF ubiquitin ligase complex. Gene Ontology annotation, molecular function: protein binding. Gene Ontology annotation, biological process: intracellular signal transduction; proteasome-mediated ubiquitin-dependent protein catabolic process. Lineage: Eukaryota; Metazoa; Chordata; Actinopteri; Perciformes; Anarhichadidae. The record is from RefSeq and is a predicted model, not a curated record. The transcript has 3 exons. The coding region runs from base 351 to 1172 and encodes 273 amino acids.